This is a messenger RNA of Mytilinidion resinicola, 762 nucleotides long. Its product is annotated as 60S ribosomal protein L7. Gene Ontology annotation, molecular function: RNA binding; structural constituent of ribosome. Gene Ontology annotation, cellular component: cytosolic large ribosomal subunit. NCBI's taxonomy places the organism in Eukaryota, Fungi, Ascomycota, Dothideomycetes, Mytilinidiales, Mytilinidiaceae. The transcript is spliced from 5 exons. Bases 1 to 762 code for a protein of 253 amino acids. The record is from RefSeq and is a predicted model, not a curated record. Gene Ontology annotation, biological process: maturation of LSU-rRNA from tricistronic rRNA transcript (SSU-rRNA, 5.8S rRNA, LSU-rRNA).
AUGUCUCCCACCAAGAAGACCUCGACCGCUCCCACCAAGGACUCCAUCCUCGUCCCGGAGACCCUCUUGAAGAAGAGGAAGUCCCAGGAGAAGGAACGUGAGGCCCGGGCUGCGGAUCUCCAGAAGAAGCGCAAGGCCAACAAGGAGAAGCGUGCCGUCAUCUUCAAGCGCGCCGAGUCGUACGUCAAGGAGUACCGUGAUGUAGAGAGGGAGAAGAUCCGCCUAUCCAGGGAAGCCAAGCAGGAGGGAUCUUACUACGUCCCAGCCGAGCCCAAGCUCGUCUUUGUCGUCCGCAUCAAGGGUAUCAACAAGAUCGACCCCAAGAAGAGGAAGACGCUCCAGCUGUUGCGUCUUCUCCAGAUCAACAAUGGUGUCUUCGUCCGCCUCACCAAGGCCACGUCCGAGAUGUUGAAGAUCGUUGAGCCCUUCAUUGCCUACGGUUACCCCAACCUCAAGAGCGUCCGUGAGCUCGUCUACAAGCGCGGUUACGGCAAGAUCGACAAGCAGCGCAUCGCGCUGACGGACAACGCUAUCAUCGAGGAGUCGCUUGGCAAAUACGGCAUCAUCUGUGUGGAGGAUCUGAUCCACGAGAUCUUCACCGUCGGCCCCAACUUCAAGCAGGCCAGCAACUUCCUGUGGCCGUUCAAGCUGAGCAACCCCACUGGUGGUUUCCGGCCGCGGAAGUUCAAGCACUUCAUCGAGGGUGGUGACUUGGGCAACCGCGAGGACAAGAUCAAUGCUCUCAUCAAGCAGAUGAACUAG